This is a messenger RNA of Chara braunii, 2620 nucleotides long. Lineage: Eukaryota; Viridiplantae; Streptophyta; Charophyceae; Charales; Characeae. The record is from the annotation of a GenBank genome assembly.
GCGACAGUCAAAAGGCAUUCCUUGCCCGCAUGCAAUCGUAGUCAUUCUUUGCACAAACCAGUGCCCGCAGAUGUUUUGUUGCCAAAAGUUCUCUGCGGAGGAGUGUCGGGCAACAUAUGCGGGGUUGAUCCAUCCACUGCGGCCGAGGGAGAUGUGGGCAUCUGACAAGGUCGCAGGAGAUGUCUAUGGAAAGGAAGUUGGUGACGGGUCAGGAGUUGAGGAAGAGGAUAUGCACGUGGACGGAAGCAAGAUUUUGCCACCCAUUGCACGUGCGGGGCGAGGUCGUCACACAAAGGUGCGUCCCGUCAACGCAGGAACCGCAACCUUGAAGGAUGCAACGUCUGAGGCAAUCCGCGACUGGGUGACGAACGUUGAGACAACUCAUUACAUCUUGGGGUCUGUCUGUGGUCCCCACCCUUAUCCGAUGAUGGUUCGCAACUUUCACGACUGCAUUGGCAAGGAGGUUCGGCGACAAGCGCUGGAGAAAUGGGGUGGUAAGCCAGAUGUCCUUGUUGCAUGUGUGGGAGGGGGCUCAAAUGCCAUGGGCCUAUUUAAUAACUUCGUCGAUGACAAGGAGGUUCGCCUGAUUGGAGUUGAAGCUGCAGGUUUUGGACUGGAUUCCGGAAAGCAUGCGGCUACACUGACGCUAGGCUCGCAAGGAGUCCUUCAUGGAGCCAUGAGCUAUCUUCUCCAGGAUGAAGAAGGGCAGAUCAUCGAGCCGCAUUCAAUCAGUGCUGGGCUUGAUUAUCCUGGAGUUGGUCCCGAGCAUAGCUUCUUAAAGGAUAUUGGACGAGCCGAGUACGCGAGUGUGACAGAUGCUGAAGCUUUGGAAGCUUUCAAGCUAGUGUCGCGUUUGGAGGGAAUUAUUCCUGCGUUGGAAACGUCGCACGCACUGGCACACUUGGAAAAGCUGUGCCCCACUUUGCCCGAUGGUACAAAGGUCGUCGUCAACUUCAGUGGUCGUGGAGACAAGGAUGUGCAGACAGUAAUGAAAAUCCUCGGCAGCGAUCUCUCGUCGUAGGCAGAGCGAGAGCAGCAGGAGAGCAUCCUUCAGAGCGUGACCAAUGUGUUUGCAGCAUGUAAGUUCGCUCCCUUUCGUUUUUCGCAUUUGCCGUGGUCUUGUGCUGAGUGGGCUCUCCAAGCCAGCAUCUCGAAGGGACACCAUCGGCCGGGCCACAUCAUGUGAGAGAAAGAGAGAAAACAAAAUGCCAUUCUUUUUUUUUUUCAAUGUGAGAGAAAGAGAGAAAACAAAAUGCCAUUCUUUUUUUUUUUCUUUUCAAUCUGUCCUUUUGUCAUUUUGGGGAAGCCUCUGGCCAGUCACAUGCCUGACAAGGUGUGCAAGCGCACGUCGAGAUCCCGGCGAUACAGAUACAGCAAGUGUUUCAAGUUCGACGCUCAGAAUUUCUCUCCGUAGAAGUUCAAAUUUCUUUCUCCCCUCGCUUCAAAUCCUGUGGGCCUUUUUUUUUUUUUUUUUGCGCUCCAGUAUUGGCUUGUGUUGACAGUCAAACCAUCCAUGAUUCCAUAUCCUUUUGAAGGAUGUCCCUUUUUUUUUUUUGUCAUUUUUUUCCUUAAAGCUGUCUUCUCCUCAUCGGGGGACAGCUCUAUAUUUUUCUCUCAAUUUUUCCUCACAUAUAGACACCUUGUCCCAUCUUUUUUGGGUCCACUCUAGCUUUUCGCCGUUUUCGGUUUUGCAAGUUGAAUAAUCCAUUGCGUGUUGAAGGAUGUCCCAGGCUGAGUAGACAGAUAGUUGAUGAUUGCAAUUGGAAUGCAAGGGUGGCUUGGCGGUGUUAGCGAGGGGGGGUGGAUCUGUGGUGGUCAGAAAUAAAUGGGGUGGGUCAGAAAUGGGGGGGGGGGGGGGGGGGGGGGGGGGGCGGAAGGGAGCGAGAGUGAGCUGAGGAUUGGUAGUGGAAGGCAUGGGUCUCUGUGGAGAAGAUGAGAGUUUAGAAAAGAUCUAAACAAACUACGAAAGAUAAUCAGAACCGGGCACCAGACCUUCUGGUCGUCACCCUUUUUCGAUAGCUCGAUCAUUGUAUCAGGGGUCGAGAUUAACAAAAGUGCUUUUUUUUUUUGUUUUGUUUUUGUUGUAAAAGGGCGAUGGCCUUGAGGUAUUAUCAUCGGACUAACCAGCCCAGGUAAAUUCAAUCUUGUGUCUAAUCUGACAUCGGGUGGCCUUUUCAGCCCAGGGUGGCCUUGUUGCCUUCAGGGACCCCCCAAUGGGGGACACCAGCCAGGGGACAGCCGGUAUCAGAGGGACCGAGCAUCAUCUGAGUGGCCAGUCGCUGUGCCUCCCCGAUUACCCCUCCCCCUAUGAACAUCAGCAGAGACUGCUUUUUAAUGCCAAUUGGGGGGACCAACGGGCUAUCUCUAGGUGGCGGGCCCCAAGCAUGCCCAGGAAGGUACAUGAGGCCAAUGGGGAUUGAACCCAAGACCUCCUGAAUGCCACUUCCGUGCCUUACCAACUGAGCUAGGCCGCCGAUUACUGUAUUUUUUGGGGGGACAUCUGGUGUUGCGAAUUUGGGACUUGUGGAUUGUGGCAAGCCAUAGAUCUGCAUGAGAGGGCAGAAUGAGUGUGGAACAUGUGAUAAGAUGUGUCAUCACUUAAAACGUGUCACAGAAUGUC